GCACCUGUGUCGAUGUGUCAGAGAAAUUUUAUACUAUAUUGGAUUUUAUAUGACGUUACAGUCAAACAGUGAGAUGUAAUUAUAGGAGUGGCAUUUACGAAUUAAUUGUAAUAGAUAGUAGUGUUGUAGGGAACGUGAUCAUUCUAAUUACGGAUGUUUAAACUUGGAAUGUUCAAUGGCUGUGAAUAUGGAAGUAGAAAAGAGCACAUCCAAAGAGAUUGACACUCAACUUUCGGCAAAUAAUUCGGUGGAGUUUAAUAACGGUAUCCAAAAUAACAACGAAAAUAUUAAAGAUGUUGAUGAUUCAUUGUCGUCUCUAAAAAAUAUAACGAUUCGUAGCGAAAAACGUGACGGUACUAUAUACGCGCAACUUGAAAAUUCUCAAAUUUAUGCGAAAAAUUUAGAACAUAAUCGAGUGUCUAAAAAUAAAGAAGGGGAAAAAGAUCAGGAAGAUAAAGAAAAACAAUUAUUAGAAGAUGAGAAAGUUUUAAAGGAUGAUUGUAAGACUGAACAACUAGAAGCCACAUCUGAAAAUGCCACUGAUGGUUAUGCAUCUCAAGCCCCGUUAGCUUUUACAAUUGAUUUUGGCAACAAGGAAGUUGAUACAACUAAAUACCAAAACUUAUUUGAAAGAUAUAAUGCUAGGCAUAAACGAAAUUUGUCCACAUCUAAGGUAGAAAUAAAUACAAAAAAGCCUGGUACUUUGGUUUCUCCAAACUUAGUGCAAAAGCAAAAAGUUUCUAGUACACAUUCUGAAGGUUAUUUCAGUAGUGAGGAUGAUACAAAACGAAAAACAGAUCAGUUAUCAGAGAAACUGAAACAGCUAGGUUCAAAAUCGCUUUUAAAACCAUCCAGUACUUCAAAAAAAUCUGAAUCUAAUGUGAAAGUAGCAAAUUUUCAAGAUAAACAAGACUCAAUGAGUAAAUCCUUUGAACAGUCAAAACAAAGUAAACUUCCCUAUAAAAAUCUUUCUUUAGAACUUAGUUAUGCAGAUAAAACAAGUGCAACAUCAUACUGGGUACCUCAAAAAUCUGCUACUAUAAAUGAUUUAAGUCGAAUUCAAGUGAAUAAUUAUGAUGAUGAUGCUGAAAAGUUGUAUACAAAAAAUAUAGAUCCAGAAGAUGAAUAUGAACAUUCAUCUGACAAUGUGUCUGAAAAAGUGUCUAACAUAAAUUACAUUAGAAAUAAAAGCAUAAAUGUAAAAGAACACAAUUUAUCUAGUAUUAGUUAUACAAUGGAAGUAAACCCAGAUGACCCAGCUGAAACAGAUCUAGAUGCUUUAACUGUUAGUAAUCUUGAUGGGGGAUCAGAUGGUGCAGUUAGUGAAGCAGGCACAUAUACAAUUCAUAAAGAUUACACUGAUGAAGAGAAAGCAAGAAUGGAUAUUGAUAAAGUAUUUAAUGUUGGUGUUUUAACUGAGGAGGAUGAUAGCAAUGAAGCAUGUAUUCGUAGCUUCAAGAUGAGUGUGUCAAGAGAUAACAGCACAUGGAUAUCACAAUGGGCUACUCAAGUAGCAGAACAUAAUUCUCUUCCACCAGCAAUUGGUGGACCAACUGGUCGUACUCCUCCAUUGAGUCCUUCCAAAAUACCGUCUCCUAUUCAUACUAGAUCUCAAAGACUGGCUCGAAGUCGCAAUGAACAAAGUGACGGUAAUUUAGAUGCGGAAUCAUAUUUGCGAACAAAAGAAAGAAUUACCUUAAUUUCAAAUCAACAAAUACUUAUUGAUUCUGGUGGAGAAUCAGAUGAUGACACUAGCAACAGUUAUAAUACACCUCCACAGAGUUCACAAAGGACACCAGUACAUGGUAUGUUGGCAAGGAGGGGAAGUUUAUCUGAAUCUCUUUUUAGAAGAAUUAAUACCAGUGAAAAUAGAAGAAGUAUUCGCAAAUAUUUAAGUUCAAGUAAAUCAAAGACUGAAGAUACACCCACAGAAUUAAGUAGUCCGUCCAAAGAUUUUACUUCCCUUCAUUCAGGAAGACGAAGUAGUUCCUUGGACAGGAGAGAGUAUACAUCUAAUACAUCAGAAUGUAAUACGUCCAGAAGAGGUAGUACGAAAUAUUAUCAAGAUGAUGAGAUUAAGUAUCCAAAUAGUCCUGUUUUAAGUCAUCUCAGACCAUCUACACCAAAAUUAACUAACAGUCCAAUCGUAACUCGUAAAACAGUUACAAAAAUUGUUAAUUCUCCAGUGUUAGAGAGAACUAAACAUUUGGCAAAAUCUUCGCCACAAGCCAAAAAUAUUGGAUAUUUUACUUGUGUUGAAAAUAGUCCAUAUAUGUUAAGAAAAUCCAACAGUACUACAAGUUACCAUGAAGGAAAUGUUGGCUUUAAUACAACAACUGACAGUGUUCUUCAAAAUAGUCCAAAUCUUAAGCAUAAUCUAAAUAUCCAAAGAUCAUGUAGUAAUGCAAAUAUUAGAAAUGUAAAACCACAAAGCCAGUCAUCACGUCGUAGUAGCUUUAACAGUAGUGAUAUUGAUAGAACAUCCUCAGGAGGAAGAUAUCUUGCUGCCUCUGACAGUAGUAGUGAAACUGGUGAACAGCAAGUAAAGUCUUCAUUAGGUUCAAUGUCUUCUGGAAUUAAAUUAAAUCGAGCUUUUAGUAUAAGGAGAGCUAGAUUAAAUUGCGAAUCUGAUACAACUCCAAACACAACUCCUGAAGAAAGGCGUAGAAGAGCACAAAGUGAAGUAAAACCAACGCUUAAUAAGCAACAAAAUUAUCACCGAAGUCGUGCGGGUAAUAUGAAUGUAUAUAAUAAAGAAUCCUUAAAAAAGUCAGAACCUACAAAACCGAGGGCUGCAUCUAUAUCAAGAACAGAUAGUACCAGAAUUAGUAUGAGAGCACCAAAAUCAUCAUAUCAUGCUCCAGUUACUCAACGAUCUACUCAAAAAGUAAAUAAAGAUCAGAAGAAAUCUGGAAGAAGUAAUUCAACAUUGACAUCAAAAGAAGUGGAAUUUCAAAAUUGGAAAAGAAGAAAAAGUUAUGAUCCAAUGAAAGCAGCUGCUGAAGGUAGAAAAAAGUUAAUAGAUAAUUCAAAGAAACAUCAUAGCACAGAAGAUAGUUCAGGAAAUCACGAUAAUUCUGUAUUACGAUCGGCUAGUUUCCACGGAACAGGUGCUGCUCUUUCAUUAGCUAAUGAGUGGUCUGACAACGAAUUGAGUAUUGCUCAGAAUGACAAUCAGGUACCUCCACCAUGUAGUCCACAAUUGGAAAGCGAUAGUGACAUAGAAACUUCUUAUUACUUACAAACGACACAGAAUGUAGUAUCAGCUAUGUCAGCUCGUAUUACGGUCUGUCAUUCACCUUUAGUAGAUUCAGAUAAUGAUAGCGAUGAAGACACUAGUCAUAGUUUACAUAAAAGUAUAUCGAAAACAUUACAUCAACCUAGCGAUACAGAGAGUAGUGACGAUCGUCGUCCUAAUGCACAGGGUGCUAUUUCAAAUACUAAAUAUAAUCGAGCGUUUAGUUUACGCAGAGGGAGAUUAGAUUUACAACCAACAAAACUACCAACAAAUAUAAAUAAAAAUAAAUCAGUCACAAGUGAUACCCGAGGAAAAUCCGACUCUGUUUUAAGUAUUAGCAGAACUGAUUCUGGGCGCUUUAGUAUGCGAUCCAACAGAACUUCAAAUACUGGAUCUAAGAUAAAACCAAAAGAAACAAAAAAACUUACAACGCCAAACGCAAGAGAGGUUGAAAUGCAAAAUUGGAAACGUCGUAAGAGUUAUGAUCCCAUGAAAGCAGCAAUGGAAGGAAAAAGAAAAGCAGGUUUGGCAAAGAAAAAUACGAAUGCCAGCCUUUCUCCGAGCCAUGUUGCAAGAUCACGUAGUUUCCAUGGUUCUUCAGGAUUUGGAGUUAGUGAUUGGAGUGAUGAAGAGUUAGCUAUAUCUGCAGAUGAAACUACAAUUUAUUAA
Molecule: messenger RNA, 3907 nt
Organism: Habropoda laboriosa
Lineage: Eukaryota; Metazoa; Arthropoda; Insecta; Hymenoptera; Apidae
Exons: 14
Coding region: 176-3907 (1243 amino acids)
Source: RefSeq, a predicted model, not a curated record